AUGCUCACGCUUCUGGAGCCGCCCGGGGCAAAACGAUCCCCGAAUGUCGGCAAUUACAACAACAGAUCGGCUCAACACUUGUUAAAUUUAGCACCAGAAGAUGAAGACUUGUAUGAAGCAUACGACGAAAACGAGGACUACGCAGAAAACGAAAGAACCGGAAAUAUCCUCACAAGAUUUCUGGACCGAUACCUCGUUGGACAAUCAUCAUCUGCCGAUUACAACGAUCGAUGGAAGCGGGAGUUUCGAGCUAGGCCCUCAUGGUGCGAUGCCGAUUUGUGCCUGCAACAAAUAAAUCGGGGAAAAGCGACGGGUAAUCGAUAUGCUCUCUACUCCAGAAGUUUAAUCCAAAAGCUUCUAUUCGCUUUGGGAAAUGCCGUUCAUCGGAAUGCUUGGUCCAUCAUCAUCACCAUCUCCUUGAUAUUCGCAUUUUGUUGCUUCGGGCUGCAAUACGUGAAAAUCGAGACUGACAUUGUGAAGUUAUGGGUAGCACAAGGUGGACGGUUAGAUGAAGAACUAAACUUUUUGCCGAACAUGAAAAAACUGAUGAAAGAGGAAGCUAACAACACUGGAACUGAGCUACCGAAAGAAAAUGGGCUAGGUGGUGGAUAUCAAGUUUUGAUUCAAACACCCGAAUUCGAAGGACAAAAUGCAUUGGAUCAACAACCACUUCUUAAACAUGUUGAGAUAAUGAGGCAUAUUGCGAGUUUCAAUGUAUCUGUUCACGGAGUUGACUGGUCCCUAUCCGAUCUCUGUUUCAAACCGGCUCCCCCAGCUGUUGAUCCAGGAUCUGCCGCUGCUAACAUCGAUGAUGUAAUCGACAGGAUCGUUCCAUGCAUUUGGAUUACUCCAAUCGACUGCUUCUGGGAAGGAGCGAAAGCACUUGGUCCAAAUCCACCCCUUCCUAAAAAAAGUCUUGGACCUUUGGGAGCGUUUAUAAGUUCUCUACCUGACAAUGAUAUGAUCCGUUGGUCAGAUUUUGAUCCCAUCAAAGUUAUUGGUGAGAUUCAUCGGACGUUCAAUCUCGGAUCUCAUUAUACUUUCUUUGAACGAGCUGGAGUUGGUCAUGGAUAUAUGGAUCGCCCUUGUAUAGAUCCGCUCGAUCACGAGUGUCCACCGAUGGCCAAAAACCAUUUCGACGUGUGUCCAUACAUCGAUAAAAUUCGGGAGACUGCACAAAAAUACGGAACGGAUAUCGUUGAAGAGAAGAAAAAAGAAGAAGAAGGUUCUGAUUGGUUUUCAUGGUUCGGCAGAAAGAAGAGAGAAACUGACAUAGAUGCGCAAAUGAUUCAUCCAGCUCAACCAGCUGAUUCGAUUCCAGUUGUUGAAGGAGCUGUUCCAGCGGAUAUUCCUACAACAAUCGAUGAUUCUCCCAUUCUCCCAGCAACUACACAAUCACCAGAGGAAAUUCAAAAGCGAAAAGACCGAGAGUUGAAAGAACAUUGUCAGAAGUACCGAAAGUCCGCUUUCGAAUGGUUGAAACAGAACAGAGACAAGUGGGCGGAAGUCAUGACUGAAGAUAUGUAUCCAAAAAAUGUCAAUUAUGCAGCUGAAAUGACUGGUGGAUGUAGCGGAUUCGCAUCGAACGUCCUUCAUUGGCCAGAAGAUAUGAUUCUUGGAAAUCCUCGUCGUGAGAAAACGCCAGGAAAUCUCACAGGAGCCGAUGCUCUUCAAUCAGUAUUUCUCGUUGCUAGCCCGGAUGAUGUAUUCCUUCGAUUCCAACAAAAACCAGGAAGAAAACCCAUGAAACCUGGAUUGGACUACUCGAUUUGGAAUAAGACAGCUGCUGAAAAAGUACUUCAAGCAUGGCAGAGGAACUUCACGAAGUCUAUAUAUACCCAUGUAGCCAACUUUGAUGAACAUGGAAAUGAGAGAAGAACAUUGCAUCCACUUGCUUCUACCUCAAUCGCUGAUAUGCUUGAGGAAUUCUGUCAAUUCAACUACACUAUCAUCUUCGCUGGAUAUGCUCUUAUGCUUGCUUAUGCCAUCGUCACUCAAGCUCGUUUUGACAAUUGUCUUCCAGCUACAGAAUCUUCGAUGGGACUUGCUCUUGCUGGAGUAUUAGUCGUGACAUUUGCUUCAGUUGCUGGACUCGGUCUUGCCACGUGGUUUGGAAUCGAAUUCAAUGCUGCUACAACACAGAUUGUCCCAUUCCUCACUCUUGGAAUCGGUGUUGAUAAUAUGUUCAUGUUGUUGCAUAACUACCGUGACGUCGUGAAACUUGCCGGAGGACAUGCGGAGAUGGCGAUAUUGAUGAGAGAAACUGGAAUGUCGAUUCUGUGUACUUCAAUUAACAAUAUCCUUUCGUUCCUCACUGGAACGUUACUGCCAAUUCCUGCACUCCGAUCAUUCUGUGCUCAAUCAAGUAUCUUGCUCACGUUCAAUUUCAUCGCAAUCCUUACCAUCUAUCCAGCGAUCAUUUCAAUCGAUCUUCGAAGAAAGAAAGCUCAACGCCGUGAUUUGCUAUGUUGUUUGUAUGGGGACACUCGUGAAGAGUCGUAUUCUAUGAUUUCGAAGCCAAAGAUUCAAAACAAACGUAUUAUUGGAGCUCCAUCAGAAGCUUCUAUUAUGCAACAGUUCGACGGAAUUACACAAGCCCAAAUGGCUUCCAGCGACGAUCCAGCUCCAUACUCACUUCAUGCAUUCAUUAGAUAUUAUUACAUUCCAUUAAUCUCGAGGCCAGCUUGUAAAGUUGCUGUUAUUAUUGGUUGUCUUACACUGCUCGCUGCUUCGAUUUAUGGAAUGCAACAGUCGACUCUUGGUUUGGAACUCGGCGAUGUCCUACCUGAGCACACAGCUCCAGCUCAAUUUUUGAGAGCCAGAGACAAAUAUUUCAGUUUCUAUCCAAUGUUCGCGGUUAUCAAAGGACCGAAUAUUGACUAUGCCCUUCAGCAACGUCAAAUCGAAAACUAUCGUAUAUCAAUGGGAGCUUCCAAAUUUAUCAUCAAGAACAAACACCAAGAACCAUCAGAGAAGUACUGGCUAGGAUUGAUGAGAGAUUGGUUGAUUAGCAUACAACGUGGUUUCGAUGAAGAACUUGCUAAAGGGUCUUUCGAUCUGGCAACUGGAACCAUUAUCGGAAACAACGUCUCUGAAGAUGCUCGUAUUGCUCAUGCGCUGAUGUGCUCUCAUGGUGAAUUAUACGAGUGUGCUGGACGAGUUGGAAGGAUUCGCCUAGUCGAUGCCAGCGGAAUGAUCAAUUAUGAUGGUUUUUACAACUAUUUGACCGCUUGGUACAAUGUCGAUCACAUGAUGUACUACGUUUCGCAAGCUUCAUUCUUCCCAACACCACCAAAAUGGACUUUAAUGAAGAAUCACACCGAGAACUACAUUCCAGCUGCAAAACCGCUUGUCUACUCGCAGAUUCCAUUCUACUUGACUGGUCUCACGGACACGACAGUAAUUGUGAAAGCUAUCAAGGAGAUUAGAGACGUUUGUGAAAGAUUCAACGAACUAAAAUUGCCAAACUUCCCUCAAGGAAUUGCUUUCACAUUCUGGGAGCAGUAUCUUUUCUUAACUGGCAAUCUCAUGCAAGCUAUUUCGAUUAUCACGAUUUCCGUCUUCUGUGUAAUCUCGGUGCUUCUUUUCAAUCCAUGGGCAGCGGCUAUGGUAGUUUGCAUUCUUGGAAUCAUGACAUGCGAACUUGCUGGGUUCAUGGGACUCGUCGGAAUCAAACUCAAUCCAGUAUCAGCAGUAACACUUAUCACUGCGGUUGGAAUCGGAGUCGAAUUCACCGUUCAUGUUGUCGUUUCCUUCUUGACAGCACUUGGAACUAGAGCUCAACGGACGUCAUCAGCUGUCGAUCGAGUAUUUGUCCCGGUUAUUCACGGAUCCUUCUCCACAUUGCUUGGUAUCUUGAUGCUUGGAUUUUCAGAAUUCGAAUUUGUUGUCAAAUAUUUUUUCAUUGUUAUGACUGCUCUAAUUGCAACAGGAAUUAUCAAUGGUCUUAUUUUACUUCCAGUUCUGUUAUCUUGGUUUGGUCCAAAACGAGAAAUCUCACCUGCCGACGGGAAAACGACACUCGCUUUGCCACCACCAUUGCCAAAAAACUUGAAUUCAUCACGAUCAGGCGGUGAUGAUUCUGAUGAGGAUGAUGAGCCGAGCGGCCUUGAAUCUCUGGAUGGAUUUGUUGAAGAUGAACAAGUGACGGUCAUCGAGAAUCGAGCAAACGACACAGUUUUAGUCGAAGAUGAUAUUAGUUUUGGAGAGGGUAGAGUGGAUUUAGAUGAUACUAUCAGUCGAAUGCUAGAUUCAAGUGAAGACGAAGAGGAGAGAGACGAAGAACCAAAAAAUGAUGCACUCGCGAAUCUUUUGAAAUCAUUUCGAGAAGUUGAACCAACGGGAGAACAAGACGAAGAAGACGUUUCAAAUGUUAGUAUCGAUAUAUUUGGAGAUACAACCAGAGAAAGAGAAGAAAAUGAAGAAGUAGACGAUGAAAAUAUGGAGACGAUAGUUGAGGAAGCAAUAUUGUUACCUGUUUAUGUUCCUGACGGAAAGGAAAUUCCAACAAGAAAACGUCAUGUAGAAUCUACAGAAUGUGAACCUUCCACUUCUUAUAAAACGGCAACCAUUCCUGCCGCUCUCGGUAUUGAUGGUCCUGUUGGUUUAGUCAGUUCGGAAGUUGGAGAUCAACGAUAUCAACCGAAAACUAUCAACAUUCACGGACAGACUUUUGAGAUAAAUAGCUUUAACGAUUACAUGAGAAUGAAGAUUACGAAGUUGAAUCAUCAAGUGAACAGUGAAAAAUCUAAACCAUUUGAAAAAGUCUCAGAAACAUUGAAAGGAUAUUCAGUGUUUGUAAAUGGAUACACAGAGCCUCCAGCCCUUGUUAUUCGAGACCUUAUGAUGUCACAUGGUGGUGAGUAUCACUGUUAUUAUCAACAUGGAAUCACCACUUACACAAUAGCUUCUUCAAUUGCAACAGCAAAAGUUAACAGAAUCAGAGAGAAAGAGAUUUUCAUCAAGGCUGACUGGAUUACCGAAUCAAUUGCCGCAGGAAAACCACUCGAUUAUCGGGAUUUUCUGAUAUACGAGAAAGGUUCACAAGAGAAAGGACAAAUGCAACAAUUCUUAAAUUCGGCAAGAUCUACUAAUACUGUAACUGAGAAAGAAAUAACCAGUCCAAACAGGUUUCAAGAUGCUCGGAAUCCGAAUUUCAUUCGAGAUUAUUAUGCAAGAAGUCGGCUACAUUUAAUUUCAACUCUUGCUCAAGAUAUGAAAGAUUUUGUAGCAAACUUGAAAAUGGAUGGAAAAAUGACUGAAAAGUGUUUUGCGGAAGAAGAAUUAAGGGAAAUAGGACAUGCAGCGAGUAAAACAAAUUUAGGGAAUACGGUAUUUCAUGUGGAUUUGGAUUGUUUUUUUGUCUCAGUGGCUGUCAGAGAUCGAAUGGAUUUGAAAGAUAAAGAAGUAGCUAUCACGCAUAGCAAAGGAACAGUUUCAAACAGUAUGAGCGAAGUGGCAUCAUGCAGUUACGCAGCUAGAAAUUGUGGAGUGAAAAAUGGAAUGCUCGUGAGAGAUGCUUUACAAAAAUGUCCUCAACUGACGCUUCUUCCUUAUCAAUUUGAUGACUAUGUGUUAGUUAGCCGUCAAAUUUAUCAAAUUUUGGCCAGUUACACAUUGGAACUGCGUGCUGUCUCUUGUGAUGAAAUGUAUAUUAACAUGAGCAAUUUAUGUGAGAAAUACGGUAUAAAUGAUCCCACUGCUCUUGCUGAGCACAUUCGUAAAGUGAUACGGGAGAAGACAAGAUGUCCAGCCAGUGUUGGAAUAGGAUCAACCAGUUUAUUGGCUCGGCUUGCAACAAGACAUGCGAAACCAGAUGGAGUAUUUUGGAUUACUGAAGAAAAAAAGAAUGAGUUUAUGGCAGACGAAAGAAUCAGAGAUCUUCCUGGAGUCGGCUUUGAAAUGACGCACCGAUUAAGUUCUUUUUUCGGCGAUAUCACAAAAUGUAGUCAACUCCAGCAAAAAACGAAAAGAGAACUUAUUCCGGUGUUCGGACCAAAAUUAGCUACAAAAGUAUUCAAUCAAUGUCGCGGAACCGAAGAAGAUCCUGUUGAUUUCUGGAAAACUCAGAUUAGAAAAUCAGUUUCCUGUGAUAUUAAUUAUGGAAUCAGAUUCACAAAAAAAGAAGAAGUGUUGCAACUGAUGACAGCGAUUGGUACAGAGUUAGAGAGAAAAUUGACCGAUAGUAAAACGAGUGCAGGGUCUUUAACUCUAAAAUUAAUGGUGCGAUCAGCUGAUGCUCCUCUCCAAACUGCCAAGUUUAUGGGACAUGGAAUUUGUGAUAUUUUUACGAAAACAUGCAAUCUUUCUGUAGCGACAAAUCGAGGCGAAACUUUAACAUCAGAAUCUAUGAGGCUAUAUGCCAAAGUAUCACCGAAAGUUGAAGAUCUUCGUGGAGUUGGAGUAACUUGCGGAAAAUUGAAAAGUAAAAUUAAAAAAGACGCUGCAACAGCUGUUCAAGAAAUGUUUGGAAUAGGAAGAAAGGAAGAAAUCAGCCGAAAUCCAGUGAAUCCGAGAUCAAAAAAAACAAUAUCAUCAAAUAUACGAGAACAAGACGAAGAUGAUGAUCGAGAUAUGCGUAUUCAAAUGAACGAACCACGAAUUCCUUCGUGUUCAAUCCAACAUCUGAAACGAAUACCUCAUCCAACUGAAGUUCGAAUAUCAAAUGAAAUCGAUAUUCCCGGAAUAUUGAAACUUUCUAGAAGCCAUAUACGGAAGUCGGUGAAAGCUUCUGAAUUGGAGGAAGAAAACAGUGUGGAUCUGAGUGAAAAGUGCAUAUCUAUAUUGGAAAAGUUUUUGCAGAGCGAACCAACGAAAGAACAUGUAUUGGAUAUUCAUGAGAUCCUCUCAACAUUGUUAAUCUCUGGGAAACUGCUGACAUUAAAAUCUGUGCUUCAGAAGUUUGAGGAGAUGUCGAUGAAUUCUGAGAAGUCCCACGAAGAUUGGUUCACAGUAUUUCAUUCUAUGCAACCAUAUAUCAAAGAAGAAUCGACGAAUUUAUUCGAAUAUCCAUUGGAGUCAAUAGAUGGACGAACUUCCAAAUGUGCAAACCGUUGUAUUGGAAACUCAAAGAUUAAUCAAAAAACUCUGAUUCCAAGAGAAGUAUUUGUUCCAGACUCAACUAAUGACGAUAAAUGA
Caenorhabditis remanei is the source of this 7137-nucleotide messenger RNA. RefSeq lists its product as uncharacterized. NCBI's taxonomy places the organism in Eukaryota, Metazoa, Nematoda, Chromadorea, Rhabditida, Rhabditidae. Gene Ontology annotation, biological process: DNA repair; smoothened signaling pathway. The transcript is spliced from 19 exons. Gene Ontology annotation, cellular component: plasma membrane. Gene Ontology annotation, molecular function: hedgehog family protein binding; damaged DNA binding; hedgehog receptor activity. The record is from RefSeq and is a predicted model, not a curated record. Bases 1 to 7137 code for a protein of 2378 amino acids.